GAAGCUGGAACCCGCGUGUUGUUUUUUUAUUAGUUGGUGAAUGAGAGAAAUGAAAGGGCAUGGCUUUUAUAAAGUGAUUGGAAGCCCCUCUCUCUGUUUCUCAACUCAUAUCCCAAACCAUUAACAUAACCUAUAUCUUUCUUUCCAACCCCUUUCUUCCAUCUCCAUCUCCUUUCUGCAAUUAUUCCCAACUUUCCAUGGCUUCCUUCACACCCAAUCUCGAACCUGCCCCUGACGCCUCUCUUCAGUUCAAGCCCAAGAAACCCAGGAUAACCCUUCAAACCCCUUCCUCUUGUCCUUCCAAUCAACGCACCCAAAGAAUUAAGCGAUGGCGGACCCAACGAGACCAACACAUCUACUCCUCCAAGCUCUUCCAGGCUCUCCGUCGUUCUCGUCGUACCUCCGCCUCCAGGGAAGUCCACGAAACGGCUGACAGGGUUCUCGCCGGCUUGGCCAGGGGCACCACGCGUUGGAGCAGAGCCAUUCUCACCGCUCGCAAGGUGACCAAACAUAAGAAAGCCAAGCUCCCUACUAAUAACAGGUUGAGGAAGCCCGAUAUUUACAGAGAGAGGAGGAAAACGACGGCUGUUGAGCGGAAGUUGAAGGUUUUGGGACGUCUCGUCCCCGGUUGCCUGAAACUAUCCUUCUCCAACCUUAUAGAAGAAACUAGCGAUUACAUAGCGGCCCUAGAGAUGCAAGUUCGAGCCAUGACGGCUAUUACCGAGUUUCUCUGCGGCGGAACUGGCGGUGGACCGCAGCCGCCGGCUGAUCGCCUUCCCUCUAAUGUCAACUCUUGAAAAGGUGUUUAUUAUUAAUAAUUAUUAUUUUUUUUGGAAACUGUUUAUCAGUGAGAUUUUUAAGUUGCUGUAUUUUAUUGUGUAUACAUGACUUUUUCUUUCUUUUUGAGCUCCACUUUUGUUUAUUUUAUUUUAUUUUAUUUAUUUAUUUA
Messenger RNA from Gossypium raimondii (Peruvian cotton), 949 nucleotides. Its product is annotated as transcription factor bHLH149. NCBI's taxonomy places the organism in Eukaryota, Viridiplantae, Streptophyta, Magnoliopsida, Malvales, Malvaceae. The transcript has a single exon. The record is from RefSeq and is a predicted model, not a curated record. Gene Ontology annotation, molecular function: protein dimerization activity. The coding region runs from base 198 to 797 and encodes 199 amino acids. Gene Ontology annotation, biological process: regulation of DNA-templated transcription.